GGUUUCAUUAACUCGGAGCAAGCUGCAACUAUGCCUGCGGUUUCUGCAGCUGUCCUAGCUACAAAGAAGAAGUCUUUUGUCAGUAUUCAUGAUGCAGUGAAAGCCGGUGAUGUGAAGGAGCUCGAGCUGAUGGUAAAAAAUGGAGCCAGCAUUAAUGAAGUCGAUCCCAUUCACAAAUUCACUCCAUUGCAAUGGGCGGUGCACUCGGACGGUUUAGAGUGUCUGCACUGGUUGCUUUGGCACGGUGCUGAUCUGACAGAUGUAACUUCCAGGGGCUGGACAGCAGCACAUAUCGCAGCCAUCAGGGGUCACGAUGCCUGUAUGCAGGCCCUGGUAACAAAUGGUGCCAAUUUAACAGCAAAGGAUGAUAGAGGCUGUACUCCACUGCAUUUGGCUGCUGCCCAUGGACAUUCCUACACACUUCAGACUAUUCUUCGCAGUGGUGUGGACACAAAUUCAACAGACAAAACUGGUUGGAGGAGUGUCCAUUAUGCAGUUUUUCAUGGCAGGCUGGGCUGCUUGCAGCUUCUCGUCAGAUGGGGAGCGGAUGUGAGUGAGGUGGACCGUGAUGGCAAUUUACCAGUUCAUCUUGCAGCCAUGGAAGGACAUUUGCAUUGCUUUAAGUUUCUUGUCUGCCAUGGAGACAGCAUGACCGAGAUACUGGGGGCCAGGAAUGAUCAAGGUGAAACCCCAAAGGAUCUUGCAAAGAGAUUCUAUAAGGACAACAUAGUGCAGUACAUUUUGGCUGUGGAACGUGAACGGGAUCAUCCAGUUGAUCAAGAAAAUCUUGCAUUUCCAGCUCAUGUAAGUGCAUUCAAAGGAGAUCAUGAGACUCUGAGACAGCUAGUCGAAUCUGGAGUAAUUAACAUCAAUGAAAGAGAUGAUAAGGGUUCCACCCCCAUGCAUAAAGCUGCUGGGCAAGGACACAUUGGUUGCCUGCAAUGGCUUAUAGAAGUGGGAGCAGACCAUCACAUCAGAAAUGAUGCUGGAGAGACACCAAAGGAUGUGGCUAAGAGAUUUUCCCAGUUGGCAGCAGUUAAUCUUCUGGGUGGAGGCAUAGAUGAUGAUUCUGAUGAAGAACUGAGUAAAGACAAUCUCAACUUCUUUCGCCAACAUGUUAUAGAAUCAAGUACAGAUAAUCAGGAUAACAUUAACCUGAGUGGGGCUCAGAAGAAGGAAGCAAGGAUGAGGGCCUAUGAAAAGAUUGAAAAAUUUGAACGGUUAUUAGAAAUUGCAAAAAGCAACUACAGACAACUUGGAGGCAUGCUGGAGGAAGACCAUCUCCGGCAGAAGGAAGAGAAAGAAGCAGAAAGAAUGUUGCAGGAGUUGCAGGCGCAACUGGAGUAUGAACGUCUUCGCCGGGAGAAGCUGGAGUGCCAGCUGGAUGACUGUCGAGCCGAGAUAGGCCAUCUAAAUCAGUGUCUGGAAAAGCUGAAAACAUCUGAUGGCUCUGUGGAAGAAACUUUGGAAGAGCCUGUUAAAGGGAAAAGAAAAGGAAAAAAGAAACCGGUGACCAAUUCUGGAGGUGUGUUUGUGCGACGUGUUCCUUUGACAAGAACAGUGACAAACCCAGACCACUCUGAUAUUCCAGGAUCCUUUGCCAUAGGCACAUUUAAAUCUGUAAUCCAAUCUAGACCAUAACCUUAC
Messenger RNA from Hemiscyllium ocellatum (epaulette shark), 1647 nucleotides. Its product is annotated as ankyrin repeat domain-containing protein 42-like. Gene Ontology annotation, molecular function: protein binding. The transcript has 12 exons. Lineage: Eukaryota; Metazoa; Chordata; Chondrichthyes; Orectolobiformes; Hemiscylliidae. Bases 31 to 1641 code for a protein of 536 amino acids. The record is from RefSeq and is a predicted model, not a curated record.